AUGAUACACAAGCGUCAAUCCAAAAAUCUUGUCGAGUUCUCGGAGACUCAACUCAAACCAGCGUACCAACGCUGGCUGAGCGAUGGUACCCCGAUCACUUUCGCGACGAAGCUCCCCAAGAAGCAUGUCAACGGUUGCGCCGUUUAUCGCAGCAUGCUGACCGUUCUGGAGAUGGCCAAGCGCCUCUCCCAGCUGGAGUUCGACGUCCAGGGAGUCCGGUGCAAGAUGUACAUCAGCACCGUGUACGUCUACCUCCCUUCCUGGAAGCAGGAACUUGUCGCCUGGGGUGUACCUGUCCCGCCAGAUUCGGGCAUCCACUUCGUCGACUUCAUCGGCAAGAACCCGCGGUCCGACAGCAUCGUCGACCGCUGGGACGACAAGUCGUACCAGGAUGGCCUCCUGCCCAGCGCCUUGCCGUCACUGCUCGGCUUCAUCUUUACGCGUACACACGCGUUCAUGAUGUGCCGCAUGCUCCAGGCGGUAAUGUCUGCCAUCAACGCCGGCACGCCUUUCGCCAGCCUGAGCGACCUCGUCAAGCUGACGCCAAUUCCCAAGGACCUCCCUCCUCCCUUGGACUCGGUCACCGGUGACGCCGUGUAUCGUCUCUUCUUGGAUAUCGAUGUUGGCGACAUCGCGAACCUUAGCCUCCACGCCAAAGGGCUCGCACCCGACUAUGUGCAGACCCUGUCGGCCGACGAGAUGGAAGCCUUCAGCUCUGCUUUGUAG
Molecule: messenger RNA, 726 nt
Organism: Apiotrichum porosum
Lineage: Eukaryota; Fungi; Basidiomycota; Tremellomycetes; Trichosporonales; Trichosporonaceae
Exons: 5
Coding region: 1-726 (241 amino acids)
Source: RefSeq, a predicted model, not a curated record